UUUGCCGUAAACUUGUCGUUGGGGCGUAAAAUACCGUGAAGCCCGGCCGGCUGGGCCUGCGGGCGGUGAGAGUGACCGGGCCCGGCUCCCCCGCACUUAUAUGCCCCGUCCCCUGGCGGCCGCCUCCCCCUCCUGCUCCAUGUGGGGCCCGGGCCUCGGUGUCUCCCCCGCCUACUAUGGCCAGGAAAACAGUUAGCAGGAAGCGGAAAGCGGCGGCUGCCACUGCGGCGGCGCCCGGAGGGCUCCGGGGGGAGCAGUAUGGCUGGGAUCACUCAGCUCACAAAAGGAAAAGACUCCCCCCAGUAAAAAAGUCUCUGGUGUACUAUCUGAAAGGCAGAGAGGUUCGGCUGCAGAAUGAAUCCAGCUACCACCGUUUGUUGCAUGGAUAUGCAGCACAGCAACUUCCCAGUCUCCUGAAAGAGAGAGAAUUUCAUCUUGGGACCCUUAAUAAAGUUUUUGCGUCUCAAUGGUUGAACCACCGACAAGUGGUGUGUGGGACAAAAUGCAACACACUGUUUGUGGUAGAUGUCCAGACUGGUCAAAUUACGAAGAUUCCUAUUCUGAAAGACCGAGAACCUGAUAUGGUAAACCAGCAGGGCUGUGGGAUUCAUGCAAUUGAGCUAAACCCUUCGAGGACGCUUUUGGCUACAGGAGGAGACAAUCCAAAUAGCCUUGCGAUUUAUCGUCUGCCUACGCUUGAUCCCGUCUGUGUGGGAGAUGAUGGACACAAAGACUGGAUAUUUUCUAUUGCCUGGAUCAGUGAUACUAUGGCUGUUUCUGGUUCCCGGGAUGGCUCGAUGGGUCUCUGGGAGGUGACGGAGGAUGUGUUGACUAAAAGCGAUGCCAGGCACAACCUCUCUCGAGUCCCUGUCUAUGCUCACAUAACACACAGGGCACUGAAGGAUAUCCCCAAGGAGAACACCAAUCCAGACAACUGUAAAGUCCGAGCACUGGCAUUCAACAAUAAGAACAAGGAGCUAGGAGCUGUGUCCCUGGAUGGGUACUUUCAUCUUUGGAAAGCAGAGCACACGCUAUCAAAGCUACUGUCCACCAAGUUGCCGUACUGCAGGGAGAAUGUGUGUCUGGCCUAUGGUCAGGAGUGGUCAGUGUAUGCAGUAGGAUCUCAGGCACAUGUCUCCUUUCUGGAUCCAAGGCAACCUUCCCACAAUGUUAAAUCCGUCUGUUCCAGAGAACGAGGCAGUGGAAUUCGGUCAGUGAGCUUUUAUGAGCACAUUAUAACAGUGGGAACAGGGCAGGGUUCCUUGUUGUUUUAUGACAUCCGAGCCCAAAGGUUCCUGGAUGAGAAGCCCAAUCACACCUGCCGUGGACAAAAACAGAAACUCGGAGGAAGUGAAAUUUUAAAGCUGACGACCGGGAAAGGCUGGCUUAAUCAUGAUGAAACCUGGAGGAAUUACUUUUCUGACAUUAACUUCUUCGCAAAUGCUGUUUACACCCACUGCUACGACUCGUCUGGAACGAAACUCUUUGUGGCAGGAGGUCCCCUUCCAUCAGGACUCCACGGGAAUUACGCUGGUCUCUGGAGCUAAUGAGAACUCUUCCCAAAUGCGCAUCUUGACACUGAUUUCCACCUUGUCUUUCCUUUUUUAACAAAGAAAUUGUGUGAUGACAUUGUUUUCUGGUUUAAAUGCAAGUUAUUUUUGGCAGAGUUUUCUGUUGGUCUUCAACAGUUUUGUACAUCUUUUUUUUUUUUUUUUUUUGAACCAGAUUUUGCUUUAACUUCCUUGAUCCUUUAUAUGAAGGGUUUUUUAAAAAUCCCUUUUUAUUGUAUUUACUCCAAGUGACUCUUCCCUGUAUAGGCUAACUCAGCCAUAUGCCCCCUACUUUGCUGUGAGGUAGGAUUCCUUUCUUAUAGAGUGGUUGCUGCCAGGCUUUCUGUGAAAGUCCAGGGGCUGUGUGUAUGCAGGUACUUUGUGUCGGUUACGUUACUUGGAGUGAGGACUACUUGUAAUUAAAACUAUUAAAAAUAUUUAUGAGAUAAGCUACUACUUUAUUUGCAGAGCCUGGCUCAGGCCUGGCUUUUUUUUUUUUUAAAGUACAAGUCUAAUGACACUGUAUGCAUAAAGGAAAAUGUAUCAAAACCAUACUCAUUGGAACCCAGGAACAGAGCACCACCAGGAACAUCUUAUCUAGCCCAGAGUGUAGCAAGGACCCCCAAGCCUGGCAUCCCAACAGUGCCUGAGUACAAUGACUGUCUCUUGUUACCCCUUCUCUCUCUAUCCUGAGUGUCAGUUGGCAAGGUUGUUGGAGCUUCAGAGUAGGCUGCCUAUACUGCAGCGGGGGUAUUGUGUGACAUGACAGCUGUUAGGAUGGUUGACUGCAGCCGAUUGGGGCACUAAGGGAAAUGGCAUCCCAGGAGGAGACGGAUUUGUAUGGUGGCUAACCUAAUUCAAUCUGAUUAACUUCCAGACUAGCUGGGGCUGGAUGGCAGGGAGGAGCCAGGACUCGGAUACCUGGAGUCUGCCUAAAGACACACACCUCUUCCAGGCUGGAGACUCCCCCCCCCACCCUCCCCUUGUAGCAUUUCCCCUCUUGCAGUUCUCGCACCAGCAGUGAGUAAUGUUGGCAGGAAUGGUUUUUGCUAGCCAGUCAUUGCUAUUAAAGUUGAUGGCCAGGGAGAUGUUAUGCUAAUAUGUUCAUAUUUUUUUCCCUCCUGACCUUUGGAAGGAGGGUGGUAUAUGCAGUUGUUUGAUGCUAUUAGCAAAUACAGUUGUCUUCCUCUUUAAUGACUGUAGGCUUCAUUUUCUAAUGCAGGUUUGAAACUUACCAGGUAGCUAGACUUCGUGUUCAGCUCAUCAUGUUAAGAAAAGCACAGGCUGUCACUUGGAUUUUAUAGGAGAGACUCUCCUCCCUCCUCCCCCCCCCCCCCACAAGCACCUAGCUUAUUGUUCAGUCCUGCUUUGGACUUCACCAGGAGCUGUGGGUGCAGGAUGACAGUCUGGAUACGCUUCGCGAACAAAAUACAGGCUCAGUCAUGGAGGGAUUGUGCAUUUCUGGUGAGAAGAGAUGGUCUUGUGGCUAAAGCACAGGGUUAAGCAUUGGACUCCUUGUUUCUCUUCCUGGCUGUAGCUGCUGUUGCCCUGUCACUUCAUGUCUCUGUGCCUCACUGUGCAGAUCUGUAAUACGAGGUUAAUAGCACACAUGGCACCUGAGGUUUAAUUUCUAACUUGAGAUUAUCAGACAAGACAUGAUAGAAGUGCAGGCUUUCCCCCCACAUUCUGAUUGCAUGUCAGGGUUAAGGAAAGGGUUGUCCCAUAUGCACACUGGGAUUUGAAGUAUAGGCCUGACUUGAUCACUUUGCAAACCAAGAAAUUUUACUACUGCAUUCCAAACUUCCGCUAGUGGGUUGGUUGCUUAAAAUCUGCAUCAAAGCAAAAAUUGAAAAAUAAAUAUGGUUUUAUUACGCUGUUUCCAAGUAGUAAGCUGUUAAAUUAUAGGGCUGUAAAUGAAGUAGUUCUCUCAGAACUUCCGUUGUUAAACGAAUGUAAAGAUUCUAAAUAUUUUUUUAUACUGUCACCAGUCACAGUUCCAUGAUGGGAACAUGUUGCUUUUGGGGUUUCUUUUAUGAAUGUUUGGCAGGGCAGAGAUGUAGCAUUUCACUCUGCUCAGAAAUAUGCAAAGGAAAAUAUUUAUUUAAUCUACAUGAAAUAUGGUAACACUUCAUCUCUGUGAAGGAGUAGUCUUAAAUCCUGUCUAAGAUCAUUCUCUCUUCUACUGAUAUGUUCUGCAUUCUGUUGGGGUGUGUUUUAUUCCCAGGCAGGUCCUGUUGUUCGGGGUCAGAUUUGCAAAGGCACUGAGCACUCGGCUCCAGCUGACAUCUCUGAGAGCAGAGCUCAGCUGUGUUAAAGUUGAGUCCACAAUGUUUAGUAACAUUUUAAAUACAUUUUUUUUAAUGCUGAAGGAAGCCUUUUGGUCUUGAAUCUAACUCCCUUUAUAGUUAAUCUUGUUAAUUUAAAACUCAUUUGUUUGUAGCUUUGAGUCUUUGGGGAAAUUGUUCUCUCCAGGUGAUUUUAAGCAUUGUCCAAUGUAGAUGUGUUGGUGUUAAGGGAACAUCAAUUUAAAAUUAGUCAGUUUCGUUGUGAGGGGAGGGGGACGUGGAGAUGAUGUAGUUUCAAGUACUGCAUUUGCUCCUGAGCCUUCUGCCAGUGUGGUGUUGUCCUAUUGGUGACUGUUUCCUGUUUUGGGGGGGAACUUUUGCCCUUGCAUGGAAAGCCCACACAAACAAGGUAAAUGGAAUAUACAUCCAGUGCUGUCCAAUGCAAAAAGAAAACUGGGAAAUACUUUUAUCUUAGUAAUCGUGUGUUGCUUUUAACAGUAAUAGAUUAUAAAGUUUCAGACCAGUGUUUUAAGUAGCUGUCCCUUGAAGAUGGGAUGCCUUACUGUGAUGUGAUCCUGAGUAUCCAAAGUCAAAUAUUUCUUUUGAUCCAUUGAGCAGUUAUGGAAACAGAGACUGGGAGGGGAAGUGACUUGCCAAAUGUCUCACGGUAAAUCAGAAGUAGAAACAGGAAAAGAACCUAGGUUUCCUGAUUUCUAGUCUCUGCCUGUUCCAUUGCACUAUGCUGCCUCGGCCACACAGUUUUAGAUUUAAAAUUGAAAUACCAGAACAUGGUGGGGGGGAUAGUAGCACGUGGGGAUCCAAAUAUGGGUCACUGGUUUGCUGGUACAGCAGUGGGGAGGCUGAGAGCCCAGCCACAGAAGUGGGUGUGAAGGCAAAGCUCCCAUCUCUCAAGCAACAAUAGAGAAACCCUAUUGGGGGUGAAUCUGGCCUGACUAGAUUUCGAUAGCUUUAAAAUAGGGUACGGAAACCCAGUGGUGGUCUCACUUUGUUUGUAGACUAGCAAUUUUUCCAAGUGCUCAAAGUCAGAUAUCUUAGCAACUUUUUUUUUUCUUCCUCCCUCAGAGUUGCUUUGAGGGAAAAUAAGGUUCUUAAGGAUCAUUCAGACAGACCAGCAUUUUUCUGAUAUUUGACAUUAUAUUAACAUGGUAUCCUAUUUGCAUUGUAAUGUCUCAAGCAGUUUAUUUGAUCAUCCAGCACUUUUUGUAAGGCUGCUAUACAAAGCAUGGCAUCCUUGAAGCAUCAUAUGCAUUUGUUCUAAUGUGGCAGAUUAAUAAUUUAACAGUGAUGGACCCAAUAGCAGCGAACUCAUGAGUACUGAGUGGCAACUCUACAGCAACUAGCCAGUGUGCUCAUGAUAAGAGAGAACCCAUUUCCAUUUCUUUUUCCUAAACUGUCCAACUUUUUCCACCAUCAAGUUCAGUGUUAUUCCCCAGGCCAUUUUUCUAUUAACCCCUCCAACCUUAGUCCAUCAUCUCACAGUCUGUCCUGCCAGCCAAGGAAGCUUGACACAGCUCUUUGCAGCAUUGCUCUGAGGGAGCUAGAGGCCACGUUAGACCAAGCAGCCUCCUGUUAGAGGCUGAGCGUGUUACCACCCCAGCUCAGGAGAGCCACAGACCAGGCACAACUUUCACUGAGAUUCAUAGUUUGUGUUAAUCCUCGGCGAGUUCCAGUGGUCCCAAAGAGAGUAUAUUUCUAAGCUAUUUAAAAAACCCACUUAAGACUGGUCUAAUUCAACACCCAUUGAGGUCAAUGCAAAAAUACAUUAUUCUAAUAAUCCUUGACUGACAGUUUUCAUACCUUCAGGAGUGAGUCACUUCCAUCUAAACCUUGCUCCCUGAGGUGCUGCUCUUGCGAGAAGUUUGUAGCUGCAAAGUCCCAGAGAAGACGUGUAUUUUUCGGACACUCAUCUUUGCAGUGGUAUCAAAGAAGCUCUGAGAGUGACUCAUCUCAAAUUAGCAAAGAGUCCUGUGGCACCUUAUAGACUAACAGACGACGAAGUGGGGAUUCACCCACAAAAGCUCAUGCUCCAAAACGUCUGUUAGUCUAUAAGGUGCCACAGGACUCUUUGCUGCUUUUACAGAUCCAGACUAACACAGCUCCCCCUCUGAUACUUCAUCUCAAAUUGAAUCUCCAUCUGACAAUGUUGCAUCUGUUGGCAAAAGUAACUGCAGGGCUUCCUAAAACAGAAAGAUCAAUUUAUUUUUUUUCAGAUUGUCGUGGAUUUUACAGCAGUUCGUGAAGUGUUGGUUUCACUGUGGCAUUGGUGAUCAGUUGCAUCGCUCCCAUGCCCUAAUCUUAGGGCAGAGUGGGGGAGAGGGGAAAGUAUUCACACUCUGCUCUAGGGGCAGUUUGUGCAUGCUGUUCUCCUGGGUCUGCAAUUAGCAUCAGCAGCAUAGGGGCAGGCAGGAGUGUGCACAGAAAGGAGGGCAGGUUUGGUGUUCCUCUCAGAACCACCCAGAACUUCUAUUUAAAGGAGAAACUUGCUUUUUAGUUUAAAAAAACCAAAAAACUUAGGUUGAUAUUGGCCCUUUAUGUGGAAUCUAUUCUGGUUGUUUUUCAUGUGCUUGAAUUUAUUGCUUGGGAAUUAGGUAAUCCUUGUAGCUUCAUCUGUGCUGGGUCUCCUCAUCAAAAUUGGAUACUUAAAAAUCCUGUAUUAGAUACUUAAAAAAAAAAAAGUGUUUUUUCAAGAGUUGUCUGAGUGGAACCUGGUCUGUUUUGUCCCUAGACUCCAGAGGCCUUCAGAAGCCAUUUUUCAACCACCUCUCUUCUAGCUGCAUGCUGGGACCUGUAGUUCCUGCAGGCCAUUCAUAGGUAAAACAAAAGUGCUGUGGCUGGCUGAGUUGUAGGCUGCAUCUGACCAUCUGGGUAAACGGUAUUGACCGUAUACAAAUUGCCACAGUAAUGGACUGAAAUAAAAUAUGGGGCUAUGUAAAACACUUGGAGACAUGUACAGUAUCCUGUCUGUACCCCCUUCAAACACUGAUUCUCUGGUCUCAAAACUAAUAUCUUGGAGAUAGCGCAUGAUUUUUAGAAUCCGCUUUUCUAUAGAUUUCCUUAAUUAGAAGGGAAAUUUCAGGUGCUGAAUCUUAAAUCUCAUUAAACUUGUACUUUUUUGUUUACCUGCUCACCUGGUUUCCUCUCCUGUUAUGGCCUCCUGCAGUCUCAGGGUAUAUAAAUCACUAUGAUUCAUCCAAAUAAUGAAAAGGACCAAUCAGAGGUUAACGUGCCUUUCUCUUACGGUACCUUGAUCUUUGCAAAGUUAUCUGGCGGAAACUCAUCAUUGUCUUUUUCUAAGAUGUUAACAGUGAAGUUGCAACAAGUUUGUAUUGUUAGUUGUGACUUUUUUUUUUCAUUUGACAUUCAAGAAUAUGGGAUAGACACAAAUCAAAUGCACUGAUUUUUGUCUUAGGAUGAGUCCUUGUACAGACAUCAGUGCUUACAUGUUUGGUAAUAUGUACAUAAGAUGCUGGAUCUUCCCCACUUGCCUAUGAUGUAUGUGUCAAUAUAUAUGAUGCACAAACUACACAGGGUGUUUAAAAUAUGUGGGGAUCACAACUUGUGACUUGGGGUUAGGAUGUCUUAAAGUGAAUUGUAGUUCUUUUAAAAUGUUUUUCCACGUAGACUACACUUCAUAGACUUAAACAUCCAGUGCAUUGAAAAUAUCAUGACUUCUGUCACUUGCCUGUGUCCGUUUUAAAUUCAGGACCCAAUGUUUCUUUGGCAUAUGUUGCUAUUGUGUGCAUGCAUGCACAGAAAAUUUUUCGGUAUAGUUUAUAGCGUCAACUAUUUUGAUACAGUGCAGAAUCUUGAACUUGCGCGUAAGCAGUUAAGCAAAGGGAGUAGAGGUUUUUCAAAUGUUCUGUAGUUCAUGUGUUUAACUUGAGGGCUAAAUGUUUAAAACUGUCCAUGCAAUUUGCAAAUUAAACAAUGGAAACUUGCAGAUUGCAUGCAGAAACCAACUGAUUUGUAUAUGCAGCUCAGUGUCUAGAAAGUUAUCCCGUAAACAGCUGUUCUUCUCUGAAAAGUGACUUCAAAAAGAAAAAGGCUUUGUGGGGUUGGUUCUGUUUCUCAGUGACUUCCAAUGUGCUGAAUUUGAAUACAAAAAUUACUUUUCUAACUGCCCUGCAAAUUCAAUAUGAUCUGAAGUUCAAGCUGGGUUUCUUCUCAAGUAUCACCAAUCCUACUGCCUUCAGUGAGCUUGUAAAUGUGCUAAAGUUCCAAUCAGUGACUCAAUAUUCCUCUGGCUCAGUAGAAUUUGAUUCAGUCACUCCCUUUUUUCUGUUAGCCCUACAAAGCCAACACAACUGUGUCAAUGUAUGGUCAUUAGUCUCUGGAUAUAAUGUGCACAUACCUAAAACAGAGUAACCUAGAGAUCUUAUCUUAUUUAAUGUAGCAUUUGGCCCUACUUACCCUCAUUAGAUCCUACUGAGCAGAUCUAAUCUGACUUGUUUGUAAUCUUUAAUGGUUUAACUUUUUUCUCCAUUCUUUCCAGUUCACCUUUAAGAAUAAAUUCCAAGUUUUUGUCUGGUCUGAGAAAAUUCAAAUAGCUUGUACUGAAAGUUGUACAAAAAUACUGGUGGCCCCUGGGUAGAAAGACCACUCUGUGCUCUGUCGUAAACCUGUUGCUACCUACCUGCAUAUGAAAUGACAAUUCCUGCUUUUUUGGUAACCUCUACAGAAGCUGAAAUUCUAACAUCCAGAUUUCAUAACGCAGUGGUCAGUAAGGUGGGAAGUGAUGGCCCACUGCCUGCAAUCUGAGCAGCAGGGGAACAGCUAACAAUAUUGUCAUUCCACUUCAGAGUCAACACCCCAUUGGAGUACUGGGGGGCUACAUCACACUUCCAGGCCGAUUACUGGUUCCUUCUGGUUACAGCACAGGGCUUUCUUCACAACUGUAAUGGCUAGAAUUACUUUAUAUAUUUAAAAAAGGCAGUUUCCUGCAGUAAUUAAUGGGGGGAGACACUGCUGCUGGACCGUAUGGUUAAGUGGCAGACACGUAUUGCACAGUUUGUCCAAGGGGAAUUCCACAGGCCUGUUACUUUAGAAGACAAGCAGCUAUUUUAAUACACUUGAACAAUGGAGGCCUAGGGGUUCGGCUGCAGAUCUUCAUCAUCCCUUAUCUGACAGUCGAUUACAACGCCUGGAGCUUGCCUGUGGAAACAGCUGGUCUUCUAUCUUCAGAGAUGCCGUGUGAAGAUAGUGCAGGGAAGCACCCGUUUCUUCAUUGAUUGUCAUCAACCUGCCACCCACCCCUUCCUCCCCAGGCUCCUACUGCACUCGAGCUUUCCAGGAUUUUUCCUGACUUAGGAAACGGCUUCAUUUCUGGGGUGCUGAGGGGCAGCACUCUUUCCACUGCUGGCAGGCCAUAGUGAAGAGGGCCCUUGUUUGUGGCUUCCCCCUCUUGGAUCUACCUAUUGAUCCCGCAUUACCUGUGGGUGCAGGGGAUGUAGAAUUCCAGUUUGGACUUGCUGCUUCCCCAGGUUUCACAGAAAGCAGCAGGCACUGAUCCCCUUGCUCCAUUUUCCUGCUCACAAAACAGCCUGCAGCAGGCUCUGUCCCUCUGUUCUUCUACAAGCUUUGUCUCCAUCAUUCAGCCUUUUGUCCCAGUCACUCUUCUGUGGACUCCAGCGUGUUCCAUCCUGGCUUGCUAACUUGGGCUCCUGUUCAGCAAAUCACCGGGGCAUAUGCUUACGUCCUGCUGAAGCUGAUGAGACUUAAGCACCUACUUCAAGCCCUUAUGUACUUUGCUGGAUCACAACUUCUACAGUUUGAUUCCCUCCUUUCUCUUCCUCUCUCUUACCCAGCCCUGGAUAUUUCCCUAAAUUGGUCUCCUCUGAUCUGGAGGGCUGUGCUCCCCACUCAUUCCUGCUCUGUAAACCAAUUAAUUCCUGCACUGCUGGCUAUCGAAAUCUGGUUGUUUUUACUUUCCACCUUCUUGUUCUGGGGAUCACUGCACAUGUACAAUCUCUACUGAUUCCCACCCUCAGCUCUCCUGACAUGCUUUUGGGACCUACCCUGUGAGGCAUUGAGGUUACUUGUUUCCAUUGUGUGCAGAAGAAAACAAGCUGUGGGGGAGGCAGGCUUUGUAUGCAGAGAACUGGAAAGGUACCUCUAGUUCAAGUAGAUGAGGGAGCAGUUUAAAAUCAUCUUAAUGGAAUAAGAACAGAGUUCCUGACUUUUGUUUUUAAAUCACUUCCACUGGAGGUUCAUGUCUCAGAUUCCAAAUUCAUUGAAUGUUGCAAUGUACAUCAAGGUUUUUUUUGAUCAAUGCAAAAUGUGCCUCUUGGAUUUCCUUAAGUAUAAUGUAAAGGUCAGCCUGUUUCACUUUGUGUCUUCAAUGCAAGGAGUUUAACUGAAGACUGAUUUUAAUAUGUGAUUCCUGCUAUUCAAUGCUAACAUCCAUAGAGCAAUCCUCGCGGGUCUUUCUUGAGCAGCAUGCAGUGCUCGCUCUCUGUUUGAAUGCGAAAAAGGGGAUAUCAAUAACAAAUGGAAUCUGCUGGGCUUUCCUUGUGUUAAGGAGAUGGUUUAAGUUAAGGUUCCAUGUGUUUUUAUUAAUUUUAAACCCACUGCAGUUACUCUACAGAUCCAGCACCACUUUCUUUCUCUACUUUAAUGUGGGAUCGCAAAAAUGAGUUCAGCAACAUGUGAUCCCAGCUGGCUUGCUUGCUUUUUUUUUUUUUUUUUUUUUGGAGGGAUGAGGUGUUUUUUCUUGUGUGGAAGAAUUCAAACUGGCUGCAAAGAUUUGGUGACUGUCCCAUGUCAGCUUCCUAAAUGCAGUUGAGUGUUUUGGACUUCUCCUCAGAAUGGAAGAGGAGAGCCGGUGAAGUUGGGCUGUUAACUGUGACUGCUUUAGGUCAUCAGUGUGUUGCCUGAUCAUAUGGACAGCAUAAUGAAGUUUGGUUUGCAAGUUGACUUCCUUGUAUGGAUCAAGGAACAAAACUCUUAAUUCCUGGUUUGGGGAGAUUUGUUAGUUGAUUCAUUUCCAAAUCAAAUCGAGAUGUUAAUUUUCAAUCUCACAUUAACCGGGUUACUGUGUCCACAUGCCAGAAAGAUGUUGCUCUUGGAAAAAGCAUGUUAGUGUAUGUGGCAAUGACCAAUGCACUUUUUAAUACAUAGAUCUGUAUGUUCUCAUCUGAGUGUUAACCAUUCUGUAGUCUGACAAAUGGAUCUUUUACUACUGCCCUGUUAUAUAGAAUAAUUGUAACUAACUGCAGUUUGUUUUUUCCACUACUUGAAGUUGUGUGAACUGAAAUUGGUGAACAAAAGUAUUUGUGCAUCUUAAUAUGGAUAUCUCUAAAUAAAAUGUAUUUGUAUAGUG
This is a messenger RNA of Mauremys mutica (yellowpond turtle), 11174 nucleotides long. It is a transcript of the gene DCAF12, whose product is annotated as DDB1 and CUL4 associated factor 12. Gene Ontology annotation, molecular function: protein binding. The record is from RefSeq and is a predicted model, not a curated record. NCBI's taxonomy places the organism in Eukaryota, Metazoa, Chordata, Testudines, Geoemydidae. Bases 177 to 1547 code for a protein of 456 amino acids. The transcript is spliced from 9 exons. Gene Ontology annotation, cellular component: Cul4-RING E3 ubiquitin ligase complex.